GAGGAAAAGAUUCGUAGUAUCCAAGAAAUUGACUUUUUCUCUCGGUCAUCUCCUCAGGUUGUCCAAACCGUUGAACACCCAGAGACAGAGACAGAGACAGAGAGAGUAGCGUCUUCCCCUUCCUUCCCAUCGGAUAAAAAACAAAGCAACAGAGAGCAUUCUUAAUUCCUUUCUGCUAGUAUUUUUGUGACAUGAGAAUUCAUGAUUAGAAAGAUCAAAACGACAGGCUAACUUUGGAGUGUUCAUGACAAAGAAAAAACAUGAAGUUUUGCAAGAAAUAUCAGGAGUACAUGCAAGGCAAGGAGAAUCGACUACCUGCGGUUGAUUUCAAAAAGCUCAAAAAGAUAUUGAAGAAGUGUAGGGAAGACUUUGAAUCGCACCAGGAGCAUGAUGGCCAAUCCUGUCCUCACCAUUGUUCUGUGUGCGAUGGUACCUUUUUCCCUUCCCUUCUCAAGGAAAUGUCAGCGGUAGUUGGUUGCUUCAAUGAACGAGCCCAGAAAUUGCUUGAGCUGCACCUGGCUUCUGGCUUUCGAAAAUACUUCAUGUGGUUCAAAGGCAAGUUGCAAAAAAAACAUGUUGCCUUUAUUCAAGAAGGCAAGGAUCUGGUUACCUAUGCACUGAUCAAUGCUGUUGCAGUUCGAAAAAUACUAAAGAAAUACGACAAGAUCCAUUACUCCAAGCAAGGACAGGCUUUCAAGUCAAAAGCUCAAAGUAUGCACAUUGAGAUCCUCCAUUCCCCAUGGCUUUGUGAGCUUAUGGCUUUUCACAUCAAUCUAAGGGAGGAAAAGAUCAAGUCAAACAAGGUCCCUGCCUUAUUCGAGGGGUGCUCACUAAAUUUUGACGAUGAAAAACCAUCACUCUCUUGUGAGCUUUUUGACUCCGUCAAGAUUGAUAUUGAUUUGACAUGUUCUAUAUGCUUGGAUACAGUAUUUGAUCCAGUUUCACUAACAUGUGGCCAUAUCUUCUGCCAUAUGUGUGCUUGCUCUGCUGCUUCAGUGACCAUUGUUGACGGACUGAAGGCAGCAGAGCCUAAAGAAAAAUGCCCUCUUUGCCGGAAGACUGGAGUUUAUGAAGGUUCCCUACACUUGGAAGAGCUUAAUAUUUUAUUAAGCAGAAGUUGCCAUGAGUAUUGGGAGCAGAGACUUCAAACAGAAAGGAUAGAGAGGAUUCGGCAGGUGAAGGAGCACUGGGAAUCUCAGUGUCGGGCAUUCGUGGGUGUCUAGUCAGGCAUUUCUUCUCUCAGUAGUCAUUUGAUCUAGGCCUCUAGAUAAUAUGCUGUAAAUAUUUUCCCAAUUCCCAUAAUGUUAUUGUGUUAAAUGUCCGCCGUCCCUUCAGCCAGGAUUGCAUUUGUGUUUGACGCAUUUAUUGACUAAGCAAGAGUUUCCUUCAUGGUUUUUGAUGUACAAA
Messenger RNA from Populus trichocarpa (black cottonwood), 1407 nucleotides. RefSeq names its product probable E3 ubiquitin-protein ligase BAH1-like 1. Gene Ontology annotation, molecular function: metal ion binding. Lineage: Eukaryota; Viridiplantae; Streptophyta; Magnoliopsida; Malpighiales; Salicaceae. Bases 261 to 1223 code for a protein of 320 amino acids. The record is from RefSeq and is a predicted model, not a curated record. The transcript has 6 exons.